AUUCUACUGGGGCUGUAGGAGCUGAGACUGUCAUCACUAUGAGCUGCUAGGUUUCAAAGAUAAACUGUUCCAAAUUAUAGGAGAUGCUUUACAGGGUUGGCUGUGUCCCUGCUGUUUGAGAUGUCCCCUCUAUAGAGCAGUAAAUUCUCCAGGAGGCAUCUCUUCAGCCCUUCGUUCAUCCACCAAACAGCUGUCAGCAGGGGGAAAAACAACCAGAGCAGGAAAAUGGGACCAGGGCAAACCAUGGAGAGCCUGCUGUCAAGCAUGCACUGCUCAAACCACCCCAAAACAGUGCCUAGAAGAUCUGUUCCAAAGGUGAACAAAUGCACUCAGGUUAACAUGGACUUGGAAGAGAAGAAGUCCAGUGCAGACCUGAGCCUUUCUAGGCGGUCAGAGCAUUCUCCAGGGAGCACAUCACCCACCCAGAAAGAUUCCUCUUCCUCCCCAGAACAGUCUGUCACGCCAGCUCUGCUGCCACAGCUGCCCCCACCUCCACCCCUCCCUCCUGGGGGCAAGGUGCCUCUUCCCCCUGUUUCCACACCUGGCACGAGUGCCCCAUCACUGCCAUCUCCUCAGCCAUGCAGCAGUCCUGGGUGCAGCCAUCCUGCCUGUGGCUGUGGGGAGCAGCCCCAGGCUAGGAAGACACCGACACUGAGGAUGAAGGUGCUCCACUGGCAGAAGCUGCCCUGUGACGUGGUGAGACAAAGCCACUCCAUAUGGGCUGUGAUGCCAAGCAGCAGCAAGGAGCUUGUGGAACCCGACUAUGCAAGCUUGGAGCUCCUUUUCUCUGUCCCAUCAAGAAUCCCUAUGGAGAAAACAGGGCCAAAAAUAAAGAAAACCAAAGAGAUCACAUUCAUAGGUCCAAAGAAAAGCCUCCUUCUGAGUAUAUUUCUGAAGCAAUUUAAAUGCUCCAAUGAAGAGAUUGCUGCCAUGAUUCAGAAAGGGGACAGAUCCAAGCUGGAUGCUGAGAUACUGAGACAGCUGCUUAAACUGCUGCCUGAAGACCAGGAGAUAAAUAGUCUGAAAUCUUACAAAAAAGAAAAAUCACAGCUGGCAAAUGCAGAUCAGUUUUACCUCCAUCUUUUGGAAGUUCCCAGCUACCAGCUGAGGAUUGAAUGUAUGCUGAUUUGUGAGGAAACAAAAAUUCUGCUGGAGUGUCUGUGGCCAAAAGCACAAGCCAUCAGGACAGCCUGUGAAACAAUUCUUACCAGUCACCGACUGCCAGUGUUCUGCCAAUUGAUUCUUAAAGUUGGAAACUUUCUGAACUAUGGGCGUCACACUGGAGAUGCUGAAGGUUUUAAAAUUAGUGCCUUGCUCAAACUAACAGAAACAAAAGCAAACCAAAACAACAUUACUCUGCUUCACCACAUUUUGGAGGAGGUUGAAAAAAAACACAGAGAUCUCCUGCAGCUUCCCAGAGAUCUUGACUUUGUUUCCAAGGCAGUGGGAAUCCACUUUGAUGCCAUGCAGGCCGAGGCAGGUGCCAAUUUGAAGAAACUGCUGGAAAUAGAGAAACAUUUAUUUUUGUCAACGGAUGAUUUAAAAAUACAGCAUGGAAAAUCUGUGCAAGGCAGCCUCAAUGCUUCAAAGGACCUGCAGAAGGAAUUUGCCACCAUUGAAAAGAAGAAGGAAGAACUUGCAGAUUAUCUUUGUGAAGACCGAAAAAAACUGUCUUUGGAAGAUGUAUUCAGCACAAUGAAGACAUUCAGAGAGAUCUUUCUCAAGACCUUACAGGAAAAUCAAGAAAGGAAGGAGCAAGCUGCAAAAUCUGAGAAAAGGAAGAAAUGGUUUAAAGGAGAAGAUGCAAAGAGGCUAAAGGGAGAGUAUGGAAAGUGUCAUACAUUUAGCAAUUAAUUUUUUUUAUUAGCUAAUCUUUUGUUAAUUGGAAGGAAUUUAUCUGUUAGCUCUGGCAGAUGUGAUGCAAUGAGAGUAACUUAAAUGAUGUAGUUAUCAAGCAGAUGAAUAGUGAGACAUCAAUUACCAAUUUUUGAGUGCAAGUGAAUGCUUGGAAGAAAUCCUGAUAGGAAUGUUAGAAAAAAAUACCACUCCCAAUGAUCAAGUUUCUCUUACUUUGCUCAGAAGUGGAGGAUAUCCUGCUAUUGUUCUGAAUAGUUCUUGGGAGACUUUUAGGAUUAUAGAAAGCUGCAAACACUUGAACUCCAUGCAGCACAGUAGGCAAAUUGGGUCCUGUGUUAUUGUUAUCAUAACAUUUGCUUUCUUCUGAUCAGAGAUCUGAUUCCUUGAAGGAGGUAUGUCAGAUCUUAAAGAAGUGUCUGUGCUGAUUGAUGCAGAAAAGCACUUGCUGUGCUGGGCCUCCUUGGGUGUGAAGCAUUGCUAACAUUGGCAUGUGUAUAUUUUAAAUUCUUAUUUUGGCUAAUACUUGGCAUCCACUUUUAUUGAAGGUUUCUGCCAAUAACAUUUGGUUACAAUUCUUGGUUCUUCAGAGCACCACUGCAAAGAAGCCAUCAGAAGCCACUCCAUCUGAGUGGAGUUCAUGUAAAUUUUGUGCUAGAUGCUCAACCCUUGGAAGACUGUUGUUUAUCUUGUAUCUGGUGUCUAAAUAGAUGGCCUCCUUUUAGAUCCUCUUUCACAGUUAUUCACUUUUAGAAAUAGAUUAAGAUGUGUGAAGUCCAUUGAAAACUGACCAAAACAAAGUUUUCAAUAUUGUCUUGUCAAGUUCUACCACAAAUAUGUUUUACAUACUUUGCAAUCAUAAUGCACUUAAUGUAAAGUUGCAGGUUACAAUAAAAAAAAAUCCUUUUUGCUAUAA
Melospiza melodia melodia is the source of this 2770-nucleotide messenger RNA. RefSeq names its product inverted formin-2-like. The coding region runs from base 226 to 1854 and encodes 542 amino acids. The transcript has 14 exons. Lineage: Eukaryota; Metazoa; Chordata; Aves; Passeriformes; Passerellidae. The record is from RefSeq and is a predicted model, not a curated record.